Molecule: messenger RNA, 3793 nt
Organism: Mobula hypostoma (lesser devil ray)
Lineage: Eukaryota; Metazoa; Chordata; Chondrichthyes; Myliobatiformes; Myliobatidae
Gene: nfkbil1
Product: nuclear factor of kappa light polypeptide gene enhancer in B-cells inhibitor-like 1
Exons: 6
Coding region: 1210-2361 (383 amino acids)
Biological process (GO): canonical NF-kappaB signal transduction
Molecular function (GO): protein binding
Source: RefSeq, a predicted model, not a curated record
CGCAGGCUCGAAGCAAUGGGGAUUCAUUGACGGAUGAAGAUAAUUGCACCUCCUUCUAUCUCGGGAUGGUUUAAUUCGUGAACGCCAAGACCCUACACACUAAGAUGCUGCUCGACCAGCAGAGUUCCUGAUUUCAAGUUUCAGCAACUGUAGUCUCACGACUUUUGAAGUCCAUGCCAGCUCCCAACGGAGUAAACUAAGCAGAAAUCUGCUGAGGGAGACACAAGGGACUGUUGGUGUUGGAAUAUGCAGCAGCAUACAAUGCGAAAUUGAGUUUAUGGUCAUCUGCACAAGUGCACGGAUGCCUAGCUGCAAUGAAAAACUUACUUUUGGCAGCAUUGUAUAUGCAGCAAUCACAAGUAAAAUGUAAACAAAUGUGUGAGAACACAAUUGGAACAAAAAACCUAAUCAAUUGCAGUGCCAAGUGGUCUUGGUGUUGCUUUACUGAGGCAGUGGCUGGGGUUCUGCAUGCUGGUUCAAGAACAGAAUGGUGGAAAACGAGUGGCUAUUCUUGAAUCUGGUGAUGUCCUUGCUUGAAGGAAUCCUGACUGGAAACAUUGUCUCCCCGUUUCCCUCUACAGAUGCUGCCUGGCCCACAUCUUGUUUGUUGCUCAAGAAAUGUGCAGAUAGUGGAAGUAUUAAAACAAAAACAAAGUACAUGUUAGAAACACUAAAUAGGCUGCAUUCAGCAUCGUCACAAAGCAUCAUCAAUUAGAAAAAUUAAUCCUUUUAGUUUGGACUGCAUCAUUCUGCUGAGAGAGCUCAGUGUCAGGCUAUGUCUGCAUAAGAAAAGAACAAUUGCCUUCUCAGGUCAAAACCUUCAUCUAGUCCAGCGGUCCCCAACCACCGGGCCGCAAAGCAUGCGCUACCAGGCCGCGAGGAAACCUUUCCUCAUUCCCUGUCACACCCACUGUUGAGCUUGAACGCACACACGGUCAUUACCAGCGCAUCAUCCAUGUCAACGCAGGAAGAAGAUCAACUCCACGAGCUUGCAAAUGACGGCGGGCUGAAAAGUAUGUUUGACAUAACAUCUCUGCCGGCAUUCUGGAUCAAAGUCAAGGCUAAAUAUCCUGAGAUAGGCAUGAAAGCACUGAAAACGUUGCUUCCAUUUCCAGCAUAUCCCUGCAAUAAAUGCAACGAAAACUAAAUUGCGGAAUAGACUGGACAUAGGAACCCCCUUCGAGUAUCGCUGUCUCCCAUCACCCCUCGAUGGAACCGUCUUGUUGCAGGGAAACAAGCCCAGGGCUCCCACUGAUUCAACGAUAUUGGGUUCGGACCAUGGCCAUGUUUUCCCGGAAGCAGAAGAGGUUGCUGCGUUACGUGGAGGAGGGCAGCAUCCCAAAGCUGAAGUCCUACCUCCGCAAGCACCGGCUGCUGCCAGUGUCAUUUACCGGGCGGAAAGGCCGCACCCCGCUGCACGUGGCCUGCAAGCGGAGGGAGGGCACGGCUGCACGUCUGCUGCUGAGGCAUGGAGCUGACCCGAUGAUCCGAGACCAGAGAGGAAAUACUCCGCUGCACCUGGCAGCCAGGGAGGCGGUGAGGAAGGGAAAGAGAGUGUACGAGGAUCUCGUGGAGCCUUUAAGGAAGUGUUGCCCAGCUGCCAUGGAUGUGUUGAAUGAGGAUGGGCUCACUCCAAGGGAAAUACUCAAAUUAAUGAUGACGUAUCAGCAGGACCCUGGAACAAAAGUAGUUGAGGCAAGUGACAAUCCAGUGCAGGCGGAAGAGCAGGCCUUUGACACACAGAAGAACAUUGCUGACAGGGAGUGGUAUUGCAAGCUGUUUGGUGAAUGUGAGGAUGAAUUCUACCAGAACUGCGGUCGUUACGAAGAGGAUUACUCCCUGCCAGAUGCUGAGCCACAGACGUAUGACGAGUGGGCCGACCGACUGGCGAGAGAGUAUGCGGCGAAACGUGCCCAGGCAAAGGGAAGCCAGAGGAGGAGACCCCAAAUGGAGCAGGAUGGGGGGCUACAGCGGCGGCUGGAGGAGGAGCACCGGCAGUAUCUGGAACGUGGCGCCCGAAAGGCAGAAGAGCUGGCAGGCAGCCGCAAGCAGCGCUACGAGCAGGGUUGCGCCGAGGUGUUCAGUGGGGUGGGGGGCAGCCUGCUCGCCUAUUCCGACAUCCCCUGGCCCGACCCGCGGGGCACGGUGGACGACAUGGUGGGGGUGAUCCUGCACGGGGUGGACCGGAGCCAGCCAGGCACCUUCCGUCGCUACCUGAGGCAGCAGCAGGUGGUCUGGCACCCCGAUCGCUUCGCACAGAGGUGCGGAGGUCGGCUGCUGGAGGCCGACCGACAGCGGGUCCUCGACACUGUGAUGGCCCUCUCACAGGCUCUCAACAGGCUAGCCGACAGCAUCCGCUAAAACCAUCAGCCCCCCCUUCCCAUUCCCCAUCUCCAUCAUGGAGCAGGAGCUUCGCCGCUGUUGUGUUUUCAUCAGCUAAGGAUGUCAUGUUUCAUUGGGCCAAACCUAGUCAUUAAAUUGUUCAGAACAUGAACAGCCCAUUUUGACAAUGUCAGAGUUCCUAUCUACUUUCAGGCCGCCUGAGUCCUACAUUCCUUUCCUAUCCAACUCUUCCCCCCACUCCCCAUCAUCGACAGGAACUGCUGCCUCAGGAAGGUGGCAUUAUUUAUCAAAGAUCUCCCACUUAGAGGGCCACACUGUCGCCAUCGGGCAGAGGUACAGAAGCCUGAAGUGUCACCCCACCAGUUUCAGGAACAGCUCUGUUCCUACAAUCGUCAGGUUCUUGAACUGAACUGCACAACCAAACCGUAACUUCAACAACAGAACACUAUGGAGCGCCUCUUGCACUACCAUGGACUUGUCUGAUCGUGGUUUCUUUGCACUAAGGACUAGUUUUGGACAGUUAUUACUGUUUUGUACAAUUUAUGUUUGUGUUUUAUCUGAACCCACAUACCUGUGAUGUAGCUAAGCUUUUUCCAUUGCAUUGUUCCUGACAAUAUGCUUGACUACUUGUCCAAAUGCCUUUUAACUGUUGUAAUUGCAUGUGCUUUCCACCAUCUGUUCUGGCCUCUUGUCAGAUAUUUAGCAUCCUCUGUAUGGGAAAAAUCUACCCCUCAGAUCUUUUAAAUUUCUCCCCUCUCACCUUAAUACUGUGCCCUCUAGUUAUAGUCUUCACUGCCCUGUGCUAAAGACUAUCCAUCCUAUCGAUGCUCCUAAUAAUAUUAUAAACCUCUAUAAGGUCAUUCUUCACCCUUCACCAUUGCUAUGAGUAUAAACCCAGCCUAUCUAGUGUUUUCCUUUAACUGAAGCUGUCCAUUCCAAGCAACUUUGUGAUGGAUCUCAGAGACAUGAGACAAACAGUGCUGGAAUCUGGAGCAACAAGAUGUCUGCUGGAGGAAUUCAAUGGGCCAAACAGCAUCUGUGGAGGAAAAGUCUUCAAAUUCCAGCUUUGACAAUUCUAUUCCCCCACAGAUGCCACUCAAACUGGUCAAAUCUCCUACAAGCAGGUUUGUUUGUUCCCCCGAUAAAUAUUUUCUGUAUUGUCUCUAUCACUACUAAAUAUGUCCUGAUGUGUGGUGACAGUACUUCGAUAUUAAAUGAUGUCUUAUCAUAUCCUAGACCGCCACAGUUCUGACCAUCCUCUUCCUAGUUACGAGAUGUCAUGCAAUUAAGAAAAAAAUAAUUUCACCUUCCUCUGAUGAGUUUUUGGUCCUUGGAUUUUCUUUCAUGGUUCUUUCUGGAAUGUGACUGAUUUGUUCAUUCUGACCUCUAAAGUCUGCUGUUACCUGGAAAGGUGGGAGAAAGCUCAUGGUACCAGAGUCUCAGGGGGUGG